AUGAGAGUCAAGUCGAAACGGUCCAAAGUGAUCUUUCAAGAUUUUAGAGCCUUGUCCACCCAGCACCACCCGAGGAGUAAGGAUGAGAAGGACUUUGAAAGCGGCAAGCCCAGGAAAAUGACAUCCGUUGCAAAUGCCAUACCCAAAGCUCUGGAGGAACAGGUGGAGUUGAUACCGCGCGAUAGACUCGAGCAACUAAGCCUUCAGGAAAAUAGGAUAGCUAGCAACAGCAUAGACGAUUUCCCAAUACCAGAAUUGUUCACAUCCUUACCCCCUAUUAAGGACCCAUUAGUCACAGACACAUCUCUUUCACAAGACGACACAGCCAGACACUGUCUACCACUUCAUGCUGGCACCAGCCGAAGCUUUUUCGAUCUCAACACACAAGGCAUUCCUAGACUGAACCAAGAAGACCAUGUUGAGUUCCUCAAUGAUACCAUUCAGAAAGCAAAGUACAUACCCUACGAUGCUCUCCGGCCAUGGGUUGUUUACUGGUCUUUAAUUGGCCUCAGUGUACUUGGUGAAGAUUUGGAGAAAUGGCGAGUCAGGGUCUUGGAAACCUUUUCACCCAUGCAGAAUCCAAGUGGAGGUUUCGGUGGAGGCCAUGGCCAGACAUCGCAUGCUGCCGCUUCUUAUGCUGUCGUCUUGAGUCUUGCCAUGGUCGGUGGUAGCGAGAGCUUGGACAUGAUUGAUAGGCGGGCUUUAUGGAGAUGGCUUGGCGAGCUAAAGCAAAGCGACGGUGGUUUUAGAAUGAGUGUUGGUGGAGAGGAAGAUGUACGUGGCGCAUAUUGUACAAUGACCAUCAUUUCCUUACUUGCAUUACCUCUCGAACUUCCACCGAAUGCUCCUGCGAGAGCAAGUGGAUUCACCUCAUUUUUGGAUGGACUACCGGAAUACCUAUCUCGUUGCCAGACAUUCGAAGGUGGUGUAUCUGGUGCUCCACAGACCGAAGCUCAUGGCGCAUAUGCAUUCUGUGUACUUGCAUGCUUGUGCAUUCUCGGACCCCCACACGAAAAGAUUCCGAAGCAUCUGAAUCUACCAUUACUAAUAUCUUGGCUCUCUGCGCGACAAUAUGCACCAGAAGGCGGUUUCUCUGGUCGGACAAAUAAACUUGUGGAUGGAUGCUAUAGCCACUGGGUUGGCGGCUGCUGGCCCCUGGUCGAAGCAGCUCUGAAUGGACCUCAGACAUCGACUUCGAUUAGGAAGGCGAAGAUCUCGAGUCUGUACAGCAAAGAAGGGUUGACCCGAUACAUGUUGUCCUGCUGCCAGGAAGACAGUGGGGGCUUGAGAGACAAACCUAGCGCAUACCCCGACGCAUACCAUUCGUGCUAUGUAUUGGCAGGCCUAAGCUCGACACAGUAUUACAACUACUUCACUGGGGAUUCUGAUGAGGCGAAGACCGUUGACUCACUGGACUCGGCUCUGCGGUGGAGUUCGUUAGCGAUAUCUCCCGGACAUGAGAGCGGUACUGGGAGGCCUGUUGAUGCAGAGAAUCAGGUGGAACCUUUGCAUCCAAUUUUCGUGAUUCCGUGGGCCGCUGUAGACCGAUGUUUCCAACAUUUUAGCCAGAAGACGGGAUUUUGA
Molecule: messenger RNA, 1584 nt
Organism: Letharia columbiana
Lineage: Eukaryota; Fungi; Ascomycota; Lecanoromycetes; Lecanorales; Parmeliaceae
Exons: 6
Coding region: 1-1584 (527 amino acids)
Biological process (GO): protein farnesylation
Cellular component (GO): protein farnesyltransferase complex
Molecular function (GO): protein farnesyltransferase activity
Source: RefSeq, a predicted model, not a curated record